AACGUUCAUCCUAGCAGUCUCGAGGUGAAACAUGAAGACAGUUCUGUGUUUCGUUGCCUUGUGCGUCGCGUUAACGGCGUCACGUACUCCGACGGAAACGUAUCCACGCACAGUGGUUAUUGACCCCAACUUCUCUAUGUUCUGGAAGUUCAACAACACACACAUUACCAUAGAGAUGCACCUCACCAUGGGGGGCUGGGCGGGACUCGGCUUGACGAAAGACCCUUCCGGUGCCAUGUUCCCGGGUGACGUCAUGAUUGGAUACGUGCUUAACAAUAAAGGAGUUAUUGCGGACUACCACACCGUUGGACAUAGCCCGCCAAUUAAAGACGCCAGUCAAGACAUCACGCUACUUUACGCACACAGUGACCAUGCUGGCAGCGUACUAAAAUUCGUACGUCCACUCGACACCGGCGAUAGCCAGGAUGAUAUAACCAUUCUUCCCGGUGCAAACCACGUGAUCUUCGCAUACACCGAGAGCGAUCCUGCAAACCUGGCCUACCAUAAAACCAACCGAGGGAGUGCGGAUAUAGCACUGCUGGAUAUCAACGAACCUCCUGUCGGCAAAUAGGAUACCACGCAUUGCUUUUUCACAUAUACGUUAACUGUACAUUAAAACUUGUUUUAUUUAA
Molecule: messenger RNA, 632 nt
Organism: Mya arenaria
Lineage: Eukaryota; Metazoa; Mollusca; Bivalvia; Myida; Myidae
Product: DBH-like monooxygenase protein 1
Exons: 4
Coding region: 32-571 (179 amino acids)
Molecular function (GO): dopamine beta-monooxygenase activity
Source: RefSeq, a predicted model, not a curated record